AUGAUAGUAAGGUUGAGUUGUAAUGCAGAUGGUUACGAUCCGUUGGAUCCAAAUGGGAACAUAACAAUCAGAUGGGACGUGUUGAUAGACAAUGGUGAUGGCACACAAGAUGUGAGGCUAUCAAUCGUGAACAACCAGCUGUUCCGCCACGUGGAGCCUCCCGGGUGGCGGCUGAGCUGGGCGUGGGCCCACGAUGAGGUCAUCUGGGCCAUAACCGGCGCGGAAACCACCGAGCAAGGCAACUGCUCGAGAUUCAAAGGCUCGACGCUCCCACACUGCUGCGAUAAGGAGCCGGUGAUAAUCGACCUACUGCCCGGGACACCUUACAACAAGCAGGUCGCCAACUGUUGCCGAGCUGGCGUCCUGUCGUCCGUUUUGCAGGAUCCCGGGAGGCACGUGGCCGCCUUUCAGAUGCACGUCGGUGGGUCUAAGGCAGUCAAGGUGCCCGAGAAUUUCACGCUCGGGAUCCCGGGCUAUACUUGUGGCCCCGCCUUGAGAGUCGUGCCGACCAAGUUUAGCGAGGAUCAAGGGCGCCGAACGACUCAGGCGCUCGAGACGCAUAACGUGACGUGUUCGUACUCACAAUUCCGAGCUUCGGUUGCUCCUAGGUGUUGUGUUUCGUUGUCGGCUUUUUACAACACGACCAUCGUCCAGUGCCCUCGAUGUAGCUGUGCUUGCCAAGGACAACCUGGUUCAUCAUGUCUCAAGCCAGGAGAAAUGCCUCCGGUUCUGCAGCUGCCGCAUAACGAGCCACCAAAGCCGUUGGUGCAGUGUUCGAUACAUAUGUGCCCGAUUCAAGUCCACUGGCACAUCAAGCAGAGUUACAAAGAGUACUGGCGGGUCAAAAUCACCGUCAACAAUCUAAAUUUCGCCAAGAAUUACAGCGACUGGAAUAUGGUGGUCUUGCACCCAAACCUCAAGAAUGUGACGCAGGUUUUCAGCUUCAACUAUAAGCCUCUCAACGUCUAUGGCGACAUCAAUGACACAGGAAUAUUUUACGGGAUUCAGUACUACAACGAUGUGCUGCUGCAGUUAGGGAAAAAUGGUAAUGUGCAGUCUGAGAUGUUGCUGAAUAAAGAUAGGAGGACUUUCAGUUUCAGACAAGGAUGGGCUUUUCCUCGGAAGAUAUCUUUUAAUGGGGAAGAUUGUGUAAUGCCGUCCCCUGAUGAUUAUCCGAGGCUCCCGAAUUCGGCUCGUUUUCAUGCACAGGCAACAGCAGCUUCGGUUCUAUUUCUGCUGCCAUUCUUGCUGCUGCUAGUGGCUUGA
Molecule: messenger RNA, 1266 nt
Organism: Striga hermonthica
Lineage: Eukaryota; Viridiplantae; Streptophyta; Magnoliopsida; Lamiales; Orobanchaceae
Source: the annotation of a GenBank genome assembly